Talaromyces amestolkiae is the source of this 3306-nucleotide messenger RNA. RefSeq lists its product as uncharacterized. Gene Ontology annotation, molecular function: hydrolase activity, hydrolyzing O-glycosyl compounds; pyruvate dehydrogenase (acetyl-transferring) kinase activity. Gene Ontology annotation, cellular component: mitochondrion. The record is from RefSeq and is a predicted model, not a curated record. Bases 1 to 3306 code for a protein of 1101 amino acids. The transcript is spliced from 9 exons. Lineage: Eukaryota; Fungi; Ascomycota; Eurotiomycetes; Eurotiales; Trichocomaceae. Gene Ontology annotation, biological process: regulation of glucose metabolic process; protein phosphorylation; carbohydrate metabolic process.
AUGUGGAAGGCGUCAGAUAAAUUGAUGGCCACCAUCAAGCACUAUGCAAGCUUCCCCGCAACUGGUGUUUCGCUCCGACAGAUGGUGCAAUUCGGCGAGACUCCGUCUCCUGGCACCCUGUUUAGAGCUUCGCAAUUUCUCUCUGAGGAGCUGCCGAUCCGUCUCGCACACCGCGUCGAGGAAUUGAACCACCUUCCCGAUGGACUGAACGAGAUGCCCUCAAUCAAGAAAGUGAAGGACUGGUAUGCGCAGUCAUUUGAGGAAAUCAUCAACGUCCCCAAACCGUCUCUUAGCGAAGAAGUCAAAGCACACCUCAUCCGCCCAAUGCGAAAUCACGGAAAAGAAAUAAAACCUCUCAGCGAAACAACCUGGAAUCCGAGCAUACGAGAAGGACAAUAUCGAUCAUCUCCGGAUUCCGCUAUAGCCCUCAACGGCAAGGAAAACCACGAUGCACAGCACCAUAAAGGCACAAAUGGAAAUGGAAAAGGGAAAUUAAUAUUGUCGCGGCGGUAUUUUKUCCCCGCUGAUGACUAUGCGGAUUGGCCGCCCGAGAUUGAUGCCUAUAAUCAACGAUUUGGAAAGACGCUACAACAAAUCAAGCGAAGGCACGAUGGAGUUGUCACAACUGUGGCGCAGGGUAUACUAGAAUACAAACGCAAGCGACAACGGUUACAGAUUGACUCGAGGAUACAAGCAUUUCUGGACCGAUUCUAUAUGUCGCGUAUCGGAAUCCGUAUGUUGAUCGGACAACAUAUUGCGUUGACAGAACAGACACAUGCCCAUCACCCUAAUUACGUCGGAAUUAUAUGUACAAAGACAAACAUCCGCGAAGUCGCUAUGGAAGCGAUUGAGAACGCACGGUUCGUGUGCGAAGAUCAUUAUGGACUAUUUGAAGCGCCUAAAGUGCAGUUGAUCUGCAAGCCAGACCUGAAUUUCAUGUAUGUGCCAGGUCAUUUGUCACACAUGUUAUUCGAAACUCUCAAAAACUCGCUACGAGCCGUCGUCGAGGCUCACGGCGCCGAAAGGGAUGAUUUCCCCGUGACCAAAGUCAUUGUCGCAGAGGGUAGAGAGGAUAUCACAAUCAAGAUCUCGGACGAAGGUGGCGGUAUCCCCCGAUCAUCUAUCCCGUUGGUAUGGACAUAUAUGUAUACAACAGUGGACCAAACCCCAAGUCUGGACCCGGAUUUUGACAAGAGCGAUUUCAAGGCUCCUAUGGCUGGAUUUGGCUACGGAUUACCAAUCAGUCGACUAUAUGCGAGGUAUUUUGGCGGAGAUUUGAAGCUGAUUUCCAUGGAGGGUACGCGGAGUACUCCUCACAUCCGGCUCAACUCAGGCCGUCAUGAACCCUUCGUUGAUAUGGAAGAUGAUGGACGGGAACGGCUCAAACAUACACUCUCAGCACGAUCUAUGCGCCGCUCACCAGUUCCAGCAAUUAUCAGACAUUCGGCAGCGCCAACAACGGCAGCAUCAACACUUGUAGAAGGGGCCGGAGGAGGUGCACUGAGCGAUGGUGGACUGAUCUCACCACCCCUGAUAUCCCCCACCGAAUCCUCAGAACUCCUCUUCCCACCACCCCGCAAAGUGCGACGCUCUCGCAAAAGUCCAGAUCGCUCUAAAUCGCCUUCUGUGAUGUCCUACCGCCGUACCAGCUGGGACGACUCGCACUCGGACCUGAGCCGGGACAGUCGCGGAUUCCCAUUUGACCCCUUUGCGGAUUCAAGAGCACCCUCUCAUGCGAGCAGUGAUGACGAGAAUGUGAAUACGCAGACAGUUUCGGAAAAGUAUAAUAUUAUGCCGACGGAAGGGCUGUUGCUUUUCCCGGAGGAUGUUGAGAAGGAUGAUUACUUGCAUAAUCCUGAUCCGGCGGACAGGGAGAGGGAUUGCGAUAUAUGUAAUACGAGGGGACUGGUUAAUGUGGGUGGAUUGGCGUUGUUGGUGACGGGGAUUGUGGCGCUGUUUAUUAUUUACCCUGUUACGACAUUUGUGGACGGCGUCAUCCAAGGCGCUCGAGACCCAUGCACACUGGACCMGAUGUGUAUUUCAAUGACAAGACCGCUCUUGAAGAACAUCAGGACUGGUCUUAUUGAUCCUACAACGCCAAAGUCGGCCAUGACGAAAAAGGCGGCUGAUGGUACUGAGUGGCAGCUUGUCUUUUCCGACGAGUUCAAUACUCCUGGAAGAACGUUCUACGAAGGCGAUGAUCCGUUCUUCCAGGGGGUGGAUCUGUGGUACGGCGUGACUCAGGAUUUAGAGUGGUACGACCCGGACGCAAUCUCAACAUCCGACGGUGUCCUCGAAAUCCAGUUCGACAGCUACGACAAUCACAACCUCGGUUUCCGAUCUGGCAUGCUUCAAUCCUGGAAUCAGAUGUGUUUCUCUGGCGGCCGUUUAGAGGCUAGUAUCUCCCUCCCUGGUCGAGGCGACACAUCCGGUUUCUGGCCCGGUUUCUGGGCAAUGGGUAACCUGGGACGAGCAGGGUAUGCAGCGACUACAGAUGGGAUGUGGCCAUAUAGUUACGAUGAUGUUUGCGACGUGGGCAUCACGGCAAAUCAGAGCUCAACGGAUGGAUUGAGCUUUUUGCCUGGUAUGCGUUUACCGGCUUGUACUUGUCCGGGAACGGAUCAUCCUUCGCCUGGGAGGUCGAGGGGUGCGCCGGAAAUCGAUGUUAUUGAGGCUAGUGUGACCGUGCUCGAUGAGAUGCAGGAUCGGAUUGGUGUGGUCUCUCAGAGUCUACAGUUGGCGCCGUAUGACAUAUGGUACUUGCCUGAUUACGACUUCACUGCCGUCUACAACCCAUCCGUCACAACCAUCAACACCUAUCGUGGCGGCCCCUUCCAACAAGUCGCCUCCGGUCUCACCAACCUCAACAACAACUGGUAUGACGGCAAAGAAUACCAAAUCUACGCUUUCGAAUACGCGCCCGGCUCCAAGGGGAACGUAACCUGGUUCGUCGGCAGCGAAAAAACCUGGACCAUCGACGCCCAAGCUGUUCGACCCAACGGCAACAUCGGCCAGAGAGUGAUCCCCAUGGAGCCCAUGUACCCAAUUCUGAAUUUUGGUAUAUCGCCAUCGUUCGCGAUGCUGAAUUGGACGGGUCUCCAGGAAACGUGGCCUGCUACGAUGAGGGUGGACUAUAUUCGGAUUUACCAGGAUCCGAACGAGAUUAGUAUUACGUGUGAUCCGGCAGGUUAUGAGACGACGGAGUAUAUUAAACAGCAUGCGAACGCAUAUCAUAAUUCUAAUUUGACUUUGUGGUCGCAAACUGGGUAUGACUGGCCCAAGAAUUCAUUCGUUGAUGGAUGUUAA